This is a messenger RNA of Colias croceus (clouded yellow), 349 nucleotides long. It is a transcript of the gene SLIRP1, whose product is annotated as SRA stem-loop-interacting RNA-binding protein, mitochondrial. The record is from RefSeq and is a predicted model, not a curated record. The transcript has a single exon. Lineage: Eukaryota; Metazoa; Arthropoda; Insecta; Lepidoptera; Pieridae. Gene Ontology annotation, molecular function: RNA binding. The coding region runs from base 93 to 347 and encodes 84 amino acids.
UGGACGCUCUGAGCGAGAGUUCUGGCAUCGAUUACAGAGCCUUAGUCGGCGAUCGUUCAUUGCACUUGUUGGAAAUAGUUGCUUUGUAGGUGAUGGCCAGCGCAGGUAGAUCGGUACGCCUUUUCGUCGGCAACCUGCCGUGGACCGUGGGACAUCGGCAACUAAGGGAAUAUUUUGCUCAAUUUGGCCCAGUACAAAGUGCUAGAGUAGUUUUUGAUCGCUCAACAGGUCUGAGCAAAGGUUAUGGUUUUAUUGAGUUUGUGAGCUCAGCUGACGCUGCUGAUGCAACCAAUAAGCAAAUACACUCCUUAGAAGGUUUGAAUUUGUCUGUACAAGCUCAAAAUUAAAU